AUGCCAGCUUCCGACGGGAGAGUGGCCUCGAGGUCUAGGGGGAAGACGAGUGCCGGGACUAGGGAAUCAACCAGCCAAAAGAAAUCCAGGCAAAAAUCAGCGGGGUCCAAGACGGCCCGGCCCUGGUCGGACUGGUACUUGGGUGAAGAUGGAGCGUAUUAUUGGCGGGCGAGGGUCUUGCGGAAGGGGGGUUGGGACUACCAAUUCAGCGCGGCAUAUGAGGAAUCUACCCCGGCUCAGGAGAGUGUGCAGGGAACUCAGGACAGCACUCUGGAGGGUACUCACGAGGGUACUCACGAGAACACCCAGGAAUAUGUCCACUACAUCCCGGAACACACCCAGGAAUAUGUCGUCCACCACAACCCCCUAAACAACAAUACCCCAGCAACAAUACACAGCAGUGAUCAUCCCACAUCCACCCCCCUCCCCAUAAUCCCCGAAAUCAUCCUCAACCCCGCCCCCGACGAAAAUGACCGCCCCUCAACCCCCCCCUCCUCCCACUCCCCCGAAAACGCCCCUGCCGGCAACCCAACCCACCAUCUCUACCCCAGCCACAGCCCCAGUCUCAGUCCCACCCCCAGUUUCAUCCAGAGCGUAUCCUCUCCUAAAUCCUCCUGGCCUACCAUCUUGACAACCUCCACCGGCCAUCCGACCGAGGGGUUGUCGGUGUCUAGUGGGAGGACGUUGACUACAAUUCUGCAGGAGGUGGAUGAGGAGGAUGAAGACCAGGAAGGUGGGGAGAUCCCACCCGGUAACUCAGCAAAAGGCCCGUUUGUCAUGUCCGGCGGUAACGGGCCCGGUCCCGGUAACAGACCCGGCCACGGCCCGGGUGUCAACUCAGGUAAUACCGAGCCCGAACCCGGGUUAGCGACAGAACAAUCUCAGUCCCAGCAGCAGCAUCAGGGAAACCAAAGUACGAGCGGUAGUAAAAAGUCGGGACCUUCGAAACGGCCUAUGGGCCCUGUCAUGCGGUUGAUUAUGGAGAGUCGGGCAAGGAAGGCACAGGCGAAGGCGGCUGCUGUGGCUGCGGCGGAGGCUGCGGCUGUUGUUGAAGCUGUUAGGAUGGAGGGGAUGGGAGGGGGGUUGGGAAUGGAAGGGGGGCUGAGAGAUGUUGGGGGAGUGGGAGAGGGUGAAGGGGGGAUUGUGGGGGACGGUGGUGUGUAUGUCGCAGAGGGGGGCGCGUUUAUGGGUUACUCGGGGGGUGUGGAUGGUAUCAACACCACUAAUAUCAACAUCAACACCAACUACGGCGUAGAAAUAGGGGCUGAAUCAGGAGGCGUACAUCUAGGAGCAUCAAACCCAACACCAAACACCAACCUCAACACGGGAAACCCCCUUGGAACCCCCCCAGGAAACAACACAGGCAACCCCCCCGGAAAACCUCCAGCAGCAAAAGGCAAAACCCCAGGGAAACCCCCAGCCAAGAGCAAAGCCCAAGUGGCGAUGGCCAAGAAGCUGCACGCCAAAGUGCGGUCGGAAAAGGCGAUGCGGGUGGACACCAAGACCCGGGUCAAGACGUGGUUGAAGAAGGUGGAAGUGGACUGGACGCCGAUUGCGUUGGAUGAGCAGGGGUUUCCUAUUUAUUAG
Dichotomopilus funicola is the source of this 1587-nucleotide messenger RNA. RefSeq lists its product as uncharacterized. The transcript is spliced from 2 exons. The coding region runs from base 1 to 1587 and encodes 528 amino acids. Lineage: Eukaryota; Fungi; Ascomycota; Sordariomycetes; Sordariales; Chaetomiaceae. The record is from RefSeq and is a predicted model, not a curated record.